Hydractinia symbiolongicarpus is the source of this 4445-nucleotide messenger RNA. Its product is annotated as nonsense-mediated mRNA decay factor SMG5-like. Gene Ontology annotation, cellular component: telomerase holoenzyme complex. Gene Ontology annotation, molecular function: telomeric repeat DNA binding; protein binding; telomerase RNA binding. The record is from RefSeq and is a predicted model, not a curated record. The transcript is spliced from 22 exons. Lineage: Eukaryota; Metazoa; Cnidaria; Hydrozoa; Anthoathecata; Hydractiniidae. Bases 462 to 3341 code for a protein of 959 amino acids. Gene Ontology annotation, biological process: nuclear-transcribed mRNA catabolic process, nonsense-mediated decay.
UAUAUUAUACACGAAAGAUCGCUAGAGGGAGGCUCCAUCACUGAGAAAAUUUAAUCACCACAAGAAGAAGCGUGCUUCACAGCAGCCAUCUUUUUUAGAACGAAACUAUAACAAUUGAUUGCCGUGAACCGAAGAGCGAAGUCUCUUCUUCAGCAAAUAAACUUUGUUUCAAAAUCUUUUAAUUAAUUUCAUAAUUAGUAUCUCCGAUGGUGUGUUACAUUUAAGUUGCCGGUCGGCGAUUGCUCAAUAUUAUUGUUUUUCAAACCCAGUCCCUCAAAUUCUUGUUUUCCUCUAAUAUGGCGUUCUAAAAUUUUUCGAAUCUUUAAUAGAAGACAUUCUAUUAGCAUUCUAUUGCCAUUCGAUUCGUAGAACUCGUUUAAAGUCCCUCGGAUGCAUUCGAUAUUGCUGUAACAAAACAGCAAUGCUUUUUGAAAGAUACUGGUUUUAUAAAGUUAACAUAAAUGUGCUGCUGGAAUACGAUGAAGAAAGCGAUUCCUGCUGCUUCGCAAAAUAAUAGAACUGAAACUCAGAAAUUAUACAGGCACGUUCAACAAAUCUCCCAAAGACUAGAUUUACAGUUACAGCAAGCACUUGAUUGGAAAGAAUGGUUUGAUGUAGAAACACUUCAGCUUAGACAAAGAGUAAGAGACGUUUGUGAGCAUAUUCUACUUUCUGGUAUUUGUGAUGUUGCAAGAAAGACAGAAGAGUAUUUAUGGCGUAAAGCAUUUUAUGACAUCAUUCAAAAAUUAAAAUGUGACAAGAAGGCAUUAUCAUCAAGCAAAUCCCUAAAUUCUCUCUACUCGGCUCAUCUACAAGCAGCACUGGGUUUUUAUCAUCAGCUUUUAGUCAGCUUGCGCAACCGUUACAAUAUUCCAUUGCACGGCAUGAUUGACUGGAUUGGUCUUCCACAAGACUCAGAAAUAGGAGACAAUAUAACAAAGGAACAGACAGAUUGGGCUUUCAAGGCUUGUCAAAGAUGUCUUAUUUAUCUCGGUGAUAUAGCACGCUACCAAAUAGAUAUCUUGACUGAACAGAAUGAUGGACUCGCCGAACGCUAUUACUAUUUAGCCAUUUUGUUGAAUCCUGAAAAUGGUAUGCCACACAAUCAAAUAGGAACAUUAAAGCAAAAUCAUUCUUCUCUCUGUGAAUCUGCUUAUCACUACAUGCGUUGUAUUCUCUCUGUGAACUCAUUUGAAGGUUCUGAAGAAAAUUUGAAGCGUGUUCUUGAGAAACACAAUCAAAAGGUCUCGGCAUUGCAAGAAGAUGCGUUAAAGAAUAAUACUAUCAUUGAUGUUAAGACACAAUUUUCUGCUUCUUUUCUCUCAUUGCAAGAAGUUUUAUUCGGUUUUCAAAGACUUCCAACAGAAGAUCUUGCACAGUGGUGUCAAACUGUGAUGUCUUUGUUUGCCAUGGUCUUGACAAACAGUCUACCUGAAACUGAUCAAGUCAGCUUGAAUGUGCAGGUGAAUGGUACAAGUGAAAAUCAAAGUGAUGAAAAGAAAUCUGCUCGUAUAUCAUGUGCUCUGCUUGUAAAGAUGUUGGGAAUGAACAUACUUGAUGUAGUUAGGCUAAAAAAACUAAAUUCUGAAGUGACUGCUGCUGCUACUGCAUUUUCUGCUGCUCUUCUGUCUCAGCUUCUUGAUUUUAUUUCACAAUACCUUAAACAGACGUUUCCUACAUUGAGCAAUGGCCAUAGUGAUGAGCAUGCAAAAAUGAAAAAGCGCUUGCUGUUAAACCGACAGAAACGUCGACGCCGUAGACGUAGAUUUAGUUCACAUAGUUCAGAACACAGUGGCAGUGAAGGUAGUGAAGAUUUACUAAGCAGUGAAGAUAAUCUCUCAGACUUAAGUGAAGGAGAGCUUGACCAAGAUUUAACCGAAGAAUCUUCUGAAGACAGCGAUUCAGUUGUUGAAGAACAUUCUGAAGAUGAGAUUGAUGUUGCUAAUUUUAUCCAUCCUGCAAAGAAAUCUCCUCCAAAUGGUGUCAUCAGUCAUCACCACCGAAAAAAGCUUUCUAGCCUGUCGAAAGCAGGGAUACUGCUUAACAAACAGUUAAAGAAAAACAAUGUCAAGAUGCACAUUAACUCGACGUCGAAUGGCAUCAUACAUGAUUUUGUUAUGGAAGACAUAGAGUUUAUUAACCAAGCUGCUAAACUGUUGGACGACUUCGAGAAAGUUAAUGAGGAAGCAUAUCUACCAGUUAUUAAGAUCUUUUUUGAUUGGUUGAAAUUAAACCCAGACAUACUGAAAAUGAGUGGAAAGGCCUCACCUAUGUUAUGGCAGCGCGUAGCAGACGUGUUGAAUGCAUUGCCCUCUCAAAAAGUUGUGCAAACUGCAGUAAUGUACUUCAGUCAACGACGAAGGCUGCCUUUGUGGUUGAAAGGAGAUUUAGAUGAUGGAAUCGAACAUCAACAGAAAAGAGCAUUGCCAGAGGACCUCACCCUAUUUGGUGCACCUGGUUUUGAGAAAUUACAUCUUGCAUUAGAUGUUACAUGGUUUCGUGGUUUAAGUAAUUCUGAACUUUAUCAGUUUGCACUGAGAAUAACGUAUCUCCGGAACUUUGGUCAUUUUAUUUGUGCGAACAAGGAUGUUCCUUGUUUUACCUGGGAUGAAAACAACCAACAGUUCUUAGUAUCAUCUGCGUCACCACCCAAUCAUGUGAACGGGAGCAGUGAAAUACAUCAGGAAUCUCCCAGUGGUAAAAAGCAAAAGGUCAUGGCACAAAGAAAUGAAAUGAUGAAAGCAUUGGCAAAACAAAAGCUUCAGCAUGAAGUUAAAGAACUUGAAAAGCAUUUACAAACAACCACAGUGUCACCUACAGAGCAGGCCUCUGUUUAUUUGGUUCUUGACACUGCUGCAUUAUGUCGCCAUCUUUCUUUGUUACGUUCGUUAGUGAAGAGCGCACAGUUUGUUGUUAUUGUUCCAACUCAAGUGAUUGCAGCCCUUGACGAAAUCAAGAAGUACAAUCCAGGUGCUCGAGAUGCUAUAAAAUUUUUAGAAGAUGAGAUUAAACAUGGCAAUAGGUGGUUGAAGACACAGAAAGAAAGUGAGACGGUUAGUGACCAGUCAAUAUUAAACAAUCGUAAGAAGAAGAACAGGGAUAUUGAAGAAUGGCGGUUCUUACAUGUUGUCAAGUGUUGCAUCUACUUUGCGGAGAAGCAUGUCGGACAAAGUAUGGUGACAUUACUGACUUCAGACAGUAGUUUGAACGGUGGAAAGACUGCCAAUAUGGGGACCAGACCUACUCCAUACUCCUUGGAAAUCUGCGAGAACAAAGGUAUUCGAGUCGAGCCUGUGGUGGAUUUCUACAAACGAUGGACAACUAGAAACGGACCUUCGUGAUGUCAUAAUGACGUCAGCAGUGUGCUGACAGUACUCAUGGUUUAUUCUCGAUGACAGAAUAUGUGAAAACAACAAUAAUUGCCAUUCUCUGUAUGCUUGGCAAAAUUCUUUAAAAAUAAAAUAAAGCAUACGUAUUUUCGUCAACUUAAUAAAAGAAACAGCAUUAGUCAACUCUUCCGCAAGAACUGCAUAUGAAGAAGUUAUUAAAGAAAAAAAUGACGGUGGGUUGGUGGGAGAUGGUGUUAUUGAUAUUUGUUGUUUAGUGAAAUGAGCAUCUAAUAAAGUACAAGCACGUGAUUGGAAUAAUUAGCAUUAAUUUGCAUAAAUUUUAUCAAGAAAACUUGCUUGAAUUUCAUUUCUUCGCUACUCAUCACAAUGAAGACCUCUCGUCCAGCUUUGUAAAUUUCGUGCGUGCUCAACGCGAUUUUAUGUGUCGUUGAAUUUGGUGUUUUUUUUAAAAGAUUGGAUCUUUUAGGAAGGAUUGAAAUUUCGUGUUUAUCGAUUGCAUAUUUCGUGUUCUGGUUUGCAUUGGAAGCUUGUAGAAAUCAAAAGAAGUUCAUCCGUACGCCGUUGGAUCAUAUACAAGUUUCGCCUAUUUUAAUACCAAGAUUACCAACUCGGGAAGAAUUCCAACCUUUUUCGCGUGAUUUAUUGUAUGUGUGAUUAUAUUCUGUGUUAAUUUUGUGUAUGUUCCCUUAUUUUCGUCUGUAACUACAAUUUCUUUGCGUCAUUGAUUUACAAAGACAUUAUAGUUUUCGGGAGACAAAGAAGUCGCAAGAAAAGCUAUUAAGUGGUAUUUUAAAAAGGGUUUUUCUUAAGAUGUGUUGUUAAUUUAAUUCGUUAAGGACCAGUCAAACGCUGCCCCAAAGAGGCGUUUUGCCCGACUGUAAAUAAACUGUUGAGUCUGCGUUUUUGUUUCCUUGUCGGCAGGAACGAGCAGAGUAGUUUUCUCCUCGUAUAAUGAGUGGUUGGAAAAAAUACGGUUGAAAAUUUAAGAGACAUGUGUUUUUAUUGUUGAAAUAAGUAAGAAAAAAUUGAAAUCAAUCUUUCCUAAUGUAAACCUGUAGACAUUUAUCUUAUUUUGAAUAUAUGUUUAAUGUACGA